Helianthus annuus (common sunflower) is the source of this 1389-nucleotide messenger RNA. Its product is annotated as putative methyltransferase At1g22800, mitochondrial. The coding region runs from base 115 to 1104 and encodes 329 amino acids. Gene Ontology annotation, molecular function: S-adenosylmethionine-dependent methyltransferase activity. The record is from RefSeq and is a predicted model, not a curated record. NCBI's taxonomy places the organism in Eukaryota, Viridiplantae, Streptophyta, Magnoliopsida, Asterales, Asteraceae. The transcript is spliced from 11 exons. Gene Ontology annotation, cellular component: mitochondrion. Gene Ontology annotation, biological process: mitochondrial respiratory chain complex I assembly.
AAAAAAGGGCUUGAAAUUUAGACGGCUGUACAAGUAAACCCUUGGGCAACGACGGUGCACGUCACGUGCUUGUUGCCUAUCGCCGGAACCGCCGUGAUUCCGUCAUCAGAAGAAAUGUACAGACCCAACGGAAACUUUCUUCGCCGUUUUCUGAAAAGAUCAUUUUGUUCAGCGGAAAAUAUCGAUUCUAAAGUUCAAAUCUUUGAUCGCCACCUCAAACGUAAACAACGUGAUCGGGCUGCUUGGUUGUUAAAUCGGAAAGAUUCUUUGGUCAAUACAGUGGCUGAUAACCUUGUUGACCGCUUGGAGGAUGUCAAGAAGACGUUUCCUAGUGCAUUGUGUUUGGGAGGUUCAAUGGAAGCAAUUAGGCGUUCCAUACGUGGGCGUGGCGGCAUAGAAAAGCUAAUUAUGAUGGAUUCAUCGUAUGACAUGGUGAAGUUGUGUAAAGACGCCGAAAAGGAUUUAUCUAGUGAUAACAUUGAAACUUCGUUUAUGGUAGCAGAUGAAGAAUAUUUACCUAUAAAAGAAAGUUCUGUUGAUUUAGUAAUAAGUUGCUUGGGCCUCCACUGGACAAAUGAUCUUCCUGGAGCAAUGAUACAAAGUAGGUUGGCGUUAAAACCUGAUGGCUUAUUUUUGGCAGCUAUUUUUGGUGGAGAAACAUUAAAAGAGCUGAGAAUCGCGUGCACUAUAGCACAUAUGGAGCGUGAAGGUGGUGUGAGUCCACGAGUAUCACCAUUAGCACAAGUGCGAGAUGCAGGCAAUCUGUUGACUAGGGCAGGGUUCACUCUUCCGGGUGUUGAUGUUGAUGAAUACCAGGUUAGAUAUAAUAGUGCUUUGGAGCUAAUAGAACAUUUGCGGGCAAUGGGUGAAUCUAAUGCGCUUGUAAAUAGAAUCAAAUUCUUAAAAAGGGACACCGCUCUAGCGACAGCUGCUGUUUAUGAGUCCAUGUUUGCAGCAGAAGAUGGCUCCAUCCCUGCAACUUUCCAGGUGAUAUAUAUGACUGGGUGGAGAGAACACGAGUCUCAACAGAAAGCAAAGCGGCGGGGAUCUGCUACGGUAUCUUUCAAGGACAUCCAAAAGGAGUUUGGCGGUCAAACUACAUGAACAAUCGGCCGUUGGUACUGCUACUUAUAUGCAAAAUCAAAUGAGCUUUUUCUUUUUAGGUGUUGAAGACAAAGACAAAGACAUCUGAAUACCAUGUCUUAAUAUAUAACAAACAUUUAUUGAUAUUAAGAAAUAAAUGUUACAAUCCUGUUGUAUUGAUUUAUUGAAGUAUUCAGUUUAAGAAAGAAUAGUAUUUUUUUUUACUCUGCAAAGGCCUUGUAGAGCUCUGUUAGAGAAGAAAGGUGGAUACAAGUAUUUGUAAUUUAAAUCACUACAAAUUUUCAA